GCGCGCGUCGCGGCUUCUACAUCGAUCAUUGGUCGCUUGAGAUCCGAUUUCGAAUAAUCUCGAUCCAUUGGUACAAACCAUGUAUCACUACGCGCGACCGGCGGAUUACGCGCACGAGAAUGCGCAUUGCGCAGCCAUAUGAAAAACAAAUGUCACCUAAUAAAAUUAAACCAAGGAUAAUUGCAAAUGUAAUGCUAAAAAGUAGUACAUCAGAGCCGAAAAAAUCUAAUGCGCUGCAAAAAAAAUUGCAAGACUUACGUAAACUGUAUGCUACGAAAAAAAAGAAAAGUGAGCAACUAGAAGCUGCUUUAAAAUCGGCCAAAGUUAAAAUCAAAGACUUAAAAUUGAUGAAUAAUAAGCUCACGGGAUUGAAUAUAGAAUUACAGAAAACUGUAAUUAGUUAUGUAAAACAAUUGACGGAUGAGGAAAAUAUGGUAUCUUUAAAGCCACACAAAAAUAUCAUAAACAGUGUUCCGGCAGUGGGUUACAUACGUGAACAUGAUAAGAAGAUACAUCUGGGCGAAGAAGUCUGGUUAGAAAAAACACAUUAUCAUUUGUGUGUUUACAUUUUGAGAAAGUCAUAUCAAUCAUUUGUUAAGAAUUUAGCACUUGCCAUUUUUGGACCAAAAUUGUUAAAAAACAGCAGUGUUAUCGGCUCUGUAUCACGGCAAAUGCCAAACAAGGCAGCUUACGAUCCCCGCACUCGAUCCUAUUAAAUUUACAGCCAUUCACAAUGCAUUGUGAUAUCAUAUGAGUGCCAAACACGAAAGUGUUGUGAAAAUAGACUUGGAAUGUCAAAAUGUUGGGCGUUACAUAGGAAAUAAAAUUGCUGAUUUACGGCGACCUCCGCGACGAUUGAAAGAAAUAGAGCAUGACACAAUUGAAGAAUGCGAUGAUGAAGAACAGGAAGCAUUGGAAUUCAUUUCUGAAAACGAAGAAAGUUUCGCAUCCGAUGAUGAAACUGAGCUGCACAAAGACAAUUAAAACCAAAACAUCGAUGAGGCUAAUCUCGAAUACCAGGAGCAACAAUUAGAAGAAUACCAGAGUGAAUUCGACCAAGAAGAAGAUGCAUACCGGAAGAUUGUAACUAUUGAUACGUGGGGACAAUUGGAAAAGAAAAAAAACAGUAUUUAAUAUAUUACGGAUAUUUAACAAUAUGUAGGUCCUGGCAAUACCUUAUAGUUGAUAGGAAAGUAUUUUUCUACUUAUGCUCAGUGAAAAAAAUUGUCGACAAAAA
Molecule: messenger RNA, 1237 nt
Organism: Solenopsis invicta (red fire ant)
Lineage: Eukaryota; Metazoa; Arthropoda; Insecta; Hymenoptera; Formicidae
Exons: 6
Coding region: 120-716 (198 amino acids)
Source: RefSeq, a predicted model, not a curated record